GAGAUGCCCCAGACAUGAAGCUGUGGGGGAAGAGGUAGCAUCAAGAAGACCUGCUUCACCCCGGAGAGGGAAACAAGCCUGGAGUCCAAGUCCUUUGAGUGACGCUUGUCAUGUUCCGUCGUUUACUCUCGGUGUGCUGUGUGUGCGGGCCAGAGCCAUCCUAGAUCACCCUUGAAGAACGUGAAGAACGAGGAUUGUUGUUUCUUUGGACGUUUUUGAAAGAAAAAUGGUGUCUUCUGGAGGUUUGCAAUGACUGACAGCCCCUGAGCGGGGUUGUCCCUGUGGUGCCUCCUGCCCCGGGCCUCCUGCCCCCGGCCUCCUGCCCCAGGCCUCCUGCCCCAGGCCUCCUGCCCCCGGGUUCCUGCCUCCUGCCCCCAGCCUCCUUCCCCCAGCCUCCCUCGCUCAAACUGACUCUAUGUGUUCUGAGUCUCCUUCUCUGACAAAUACUGGCAAGAGGCAAAGACAAGGGCCGAUAUAGACCCCCCCCCCAAAAAAACCUAACCCCCCCACCCUAAAAGUCCAUCGUCGUGGCGAUGGGGAGCUCCGCCUCGUCUCUCACCGCGGAGACGGAGUCUGACCAUGGGUUCCGCAGAACGCCGUACUCUUCGUCGCCUCCUAUUGGCUGGCUCAGAAACAGCCACAGCAGCCCGGUGUGGGGCACCACCUUCAUCACACGCCAGCAGCAGGCCCCAGUGCCACACCGGGAGCGCAGCCACUCCCACUCCCCUGGCUCCAUGGCGGCGGCGGUGCGACCGGCAGCGAAGUGGUGUCGUGCGGACCGCUGCACCUACCUGAACGCCGGGGCGUCGCCGCGCUGCUCCAUCUGCGAGGCUCCGCGGCAGAAGCCCGACCUCAACAAGAUCCUGCGUCUGAGCUGCGGCGAGGAGCAGCGCUGGGCCUGCCCCCGCUGCACCCUCAACAACCCCCAGGGCUCCGGAGCCUGCUCCGUCUGCGGCUUCGGCCCCUCCCCCGGCACGCCCACCCCCCCCCCGCCCCCACCCCCCGCCGCCACCUCCAACGGCCUCCUCCCCUCUGCUCCGCCCGAGCCGCCCAGCCCCGCGGCGGGCCCGGCCGUUCUCCUGGAGCCUCGCGGCCAGCUGCCCGCCAAGGAGGAGGGGAUGCGCCGGUCGGAGAGCAACGGCGAGGUGGGCGUGGCGCCGGAGGGGCACCACGCGGGGUGGGCGUGUCCCAGGUGCACGCUCCACAACACGCCGGUGGCGCUGUCGUGCUCGGCCUGCGGGGGGCCCAGGAAGCUGUCGCUGCCCAAGAUCCCCCCCGAGGCCCUGGUGGUGCCCGAGGUGCGCACGCCCGUGCUGGGGUUCCCAGUCCACGUGGCGGGGGCCCCGCUCCUCAUCGACCUGACAACGGACGACUCGCCGCCGGCCCCGCCCUGCGAGCCCCAGGAGCCCCCCCAGCCCCUAACCUCCCCCUUCAGCCCUUUCUCCUCCCUCCAGAACAACCCUGUGCCCCGUAGCCGGAGAGAGGUGCCCCCGCCGGGGAGAACCCCUAACCCCGGCACCAACGCCCCCAGCCCCACCUCCCCCUCCACGGCCGGCAUCCCCCCCCAGCCCUGCCCCCCGCUGCCCCUCAGACCCCCCAAGCCCAAGCAGGCCCAGCCCCAGGAGCCUCCCUUCCCCAGCAAGCGCCUCAGCAUCCUGGAGGAGGAGGACCAGGGCCACGGCCCGGGCCCCGUCGCCACGCCGCCCGUCGCCACGGCGCCCACCUGGAAGUGCCCCGGCUGCUCGCUCGCCAACCUGGGCGGGGCGUCCAAGUGCGAGGCGUGCCGUUCGUCGCGGGCGGGCGCCGACAUCAUCGACCUGGUGGGCUGUGAGACGGUGCGCUUCACGCCGGCCAGCCCCUCCAGCCCGGACUUCAGCACCUGGGCCUGCUCCAAGUGUACCCUGCGCAACCACACAGGGGCGCCCAAGUGCUCCGCCUGCGGCUCGUCCAAGCUGCACGGCUUCCAGGAGCAGCAGGGCUCCGCCCGCCUCCCCUGCCUGCACUGCGGCCUGCCAGGCCCCGCCCCCUGCUCCUGCUCCUCCUCCUCCUCAGGACACAAGGCACGGAAACUGGCUCGGGUCUACCCCUCACCCUCCUCCACCUCCUCCUCCGCCCUGCUGGAGAAGGCUGGCCAGUGGGCCUGCCCCGCCUGCACGCUGCUCAACGACGUCAAGGCCAAGAACUGCGUGGCGUGCCACACCCCGCAGCAGUACCUGACCCUGCGCAAGGUGGCCAAGCCGCUGAAGAGGAGGGAGAGCAUGCACGUGGAGGCCCGCCGCCGCAACGACGAGGGCGAGGCCAAGGAGCUGUGGGAGAACAUAGUCAGCUUCUGUCAAGAGAAUGUGGUGAACUUCGUAGACGACAGUUUUCCUCCAGGCCCUCGUUCGGUUGGCUUUCCCGAGGGAGACAGCGUGCAACAGCGAAUCAAGAAGUGGCUCCGCCCCCAUGAGAUCAACUGCAACAACUUCAAAGACCGGGGAGUGAAAUGGUCGGUCUUUCGCACGCCGCGGCCCUCGGACAUCCUGCAAGGGCUUCUGGGAAACUGCUGGUUUCUGAGUGCCCUGGCCGUGCUGGCAGAGCGUCCAGAGCUGGUGGAGAGAGUGAUGAUCACACGGGGGAUCUGCCAGGACGGGGCGUACCAGGUCCGGCUGUGUAAAGACGGCACCUGGAUCACCGUCCUGGUAGACGACAUGCUGCCCUGUGACGAGUAUGGAUACCUGCUGUUCUCCCAGGCCCAGAGGAAGCAGUUGUGGGUGGCCCUGAUAGAGAAGGCCCUAGCCAAGCUCCACGGCUCCUACUUCGCCCUGCAGGCGGGCCGGGCCAUCGAGGGCCUGGCCACGCUCACCGGCGCCCCCUGUGACUCGCUCAUGCUGCAGGUCAGCUCCACCAACCCCCGCGAGGAGCCCAUCGACACCGACCUCAUUUGGGCCAAGAUGCUGAGCUCCAAGGAGGCGGGGUUCCUGAUGGGGGCGUCGUGUGGGGGAGGCAACAUGAAGGUGGAUGACGUGGUUUAUGAGUCACUGGGGCUCCGCCCCCGACACGCCUACUCCAUCCUGGACGUCCGGGAUGUACAGGGAUAUAGACUGUUGCGGUUGCGUAACCCCUGGGGGCGUUUCUCAUGGAACGGGAGCUGGUCGGACGAGUGGCCUGAUUGGCCGCAGCACCUCCGCCACGAGCUGAUGGCUCACGGCAGCAGUGACGGAGUGUUCUGGAUGGAGUACACCGACUUCAUCAAGUACUUUGACUCGGUGGACAUCUGUAAGAUCCAUUCUGACUGGCAGGAAGUACGUCUCCAGGGCAGCUUCCCCUCCAGGGCCAGCGGACCAAUCACGGUCACCGCCCUGACCGUGCUGGAGAGGACUGCUCUGGAGUUCGCUCUAUUCCAGGAGGGCAGCAGGAGGUCGGACACGGCGGACAGCCACCUGCUGGACCUGUGCAUCAUGGUGUUCCGGGCGUCGUUCGGCAGUGGGAACAAGCUGACUCUGGGCCGGCUCCUGGCCCACAGCAAGCGGGCCGUCAAGAAGUUUGUGGGCUGCGACGUGAUGCUGGAGCCUGGAGAGUACGCUCUCGUCUGCUGCGCCUUCAACCACUGGCAGAUGAACGGCAGCGGAAGCCCGCCCACGCCAGUGUCCAGCCCCACCAGCGGCCGCCGGCCCUUGCAGGAUUUCCCAGGGUACAUCCUGGCCAUCUACAGCUCCAGACAGGUGAUGGUGGAGCAGGUGGAGGCCACGCCCACCACGCUGGCCGACGCCAUCAUCCUGCUGACGGAGAACAAGGGAGAGAGGCACGAGGGCCGCGAGGGCAUGACGUGCUACUACCUGACCCACGGGUGGGCGGGGCUUAUCGUUGUGGUGGAGAACCGCCACCCCAAGUACUACCUCCAUGUGUCAUGUGACUGCACCGACAGCUUUAACGUGGUGUCCACGCGCGGCAGCCUCAAGACCAUCGACAGCGUCCCGCCACUGCACAGGCAGGUGCUGGUAGUGCUGUCUCAGCUGGAGGGCAACGCCGGCUUCUCCAUCACCCACAGACUGGCCCACCGCAAGGCUGCCCAGGCCUCCCUGGGGGACUGGACCCCCACCAAGGCCACUCACAGCCCCCAGCUCACCCCCGACAUCGACGGCCUCCAUCGGCCCCGGCCUCUAUGACCACCCGCCCCCCCAGCGCACACACACCUAGGCUGACACUUUUAUACUUUAGACGAGGGUGGAGGGAGGAAUGGGGGGGGGGGGGGGCUGUGGUGGAAACAUGUAAGGAGAGGGGAGGGGGAUCAAACACGGACAGGAUGACGCUGUCCCUCCUCCACCUCCUCCUCCUUCAUCCCGGUGUGAGGAGGACCCCAUCCAGCCAAACCCUCCCUGAUCCUGCAGAAAUGGAACGUGCCAUUCUGGGGUGGUGUGGGGGUGGUGGGGGGCCCAGAGUAGUCCCUCCCUCAGCAAGAGCCCUGUGUGUGGGACUGACAAACAGACAUGGACCAGAACGCCUCCGGUUCCUCUACGUGGAGAUUCCCCUCAAAAACCAGACAAUGACCCCCCCCCCCCUUGUUCUUCUGAGGUCGAAGGUCGGGGUGCAGUGCUGUAACUACUGAGCCACUAUUGGCUGUUCCCCACUGAGCCAAUCUACCAGCUCCAGCCAGCCUGGUCUGACCCGCUCCUCCAGCGCUGCGUACAGGGUGGAUCUUGGAGGGGGUUGUCUUUGGGGGGGGGGGGGAACUCUCCCCCCCCCACGUCUCUGGAGUUGUCAACUAUUGAUAGUGGUGUGGGGGGCCCCCCCAACGCCAAAACAUGGUACUUGAUGAGCCAAACCCAAUCAGUUACAUGAAUACCACAAUCAUUGAUCCAUAAUCUUUAUAUGACUUUUUUUUAAAGAAAAGGAUUUGUUUAAUUUUUACACAUCUACACGUUUCUUUAGCUGUUUUGUCCGUGUGUGUGUCUGUGUGUGUGAGCGCGUGCACGUGCGUGCUCUUGAAUUACCCACCAAGCCAUCUGUAAGGUACUGUGUCCAAGGUCGCUCUCUACACAGUGCACAGGCAGCCCUCUAUCUCUCUCUCUCUCCUUCUUUCUCUCUCAUUCUCUCUCUCUGCAGAUGAAACUCAUCACCUCUGUGGUAGCUGGUCUUCUAGGUAACCUAUCCUGAGCUGGUUGGAGCUUUUGCUGUCCAGUGCUGUUGUAUCUCCACCUUGCUGAACCCAGCCAUGAAGCUUGAGCCCUGUAUGGGGAGAUGCUGGCCUCUCUGUGGAGCAAAGGCUCCUCAACACAGAGGCUACAGAACCUUUAUUCUUCCUCCGUCAUUCUAACCCCUGUGGAGGAGGGAUACCUGCUGAAGGGUCAGAGAUUAUUCUAUAAACGGUGUAUUCAUCCCAUUGGCAGGUUGGUUUACUUGAGUGACUGCAGAUUCUGUCUGUGGGUCCACCUCUAUUUGAGUGACUGCAGAUUCUGUCUCUGGAGGCAGACGGCUGGCUCUCUGGAGGCAGACGGCUGGCUCUCUGGAGGCAGACGGCUGGCUCUCUGGAGGCAGGCGGCUGGCUCUCUGGAGGCAGACGGCUGGCUCUCUGGAGGCAGACGGCUGGCUCUCUGGAGGCAGACGGCUGGCUCUCUGGAGGCAGACGGCUGGCUCUCUGGAGGCAGACGGAUGGGUCGCGGACAGCACCGCUGGGUUCACUUUGAGAGGUCUGGUUGUGACGGGAGAUAAUCUUAAUGGAGAAGCGCUGCUUUGCGGUCUGAAGAGUUAGUGUAGGUAAGUGGAUAGUUUCCGUGUCAUUUUUUUUUUCCUCAGUUCCGCGUUGUCAUUGGUUCCCUUUAGCUCUGUACUGUUACAAUAUUUGAAGAAGCUGUGAUUGUUUGAAAUUGAUUUGUAAGGCAUCUGAUAUGGGAUCUUUUUUUGAAGAGGAACUGGAUCUGAGUGAAUGAGUUUUAAAAGCGUUUAGUUUGUUUGGUGUGUCUGAACAUCGGAGCUCUCUGGGGGGCACAGCUACAGCAC
Molecule: messenger RNA, 5979 nt
Organism: Osmerus eperlanus (European smelt)
Lineage: Eukaryota; Metazoa; Chordata; Actinopteri; Osmeriformes; Osmeridae
Gene: capn15
Product: calpain 15
Exons: 12
Coding region: 534-4148 (1204 amino acids)
Biological process (GO): proteolysis
Cellular component (GO): cytoplasm
Molecular function (GO): calcium-dependent cysteine-type endopeptidase activity
Source: RefSeq, a predicted model, not a curated record